UCAGAGGAUCAGGUGUAAAAGUUCUCCGGUGCGUGGUUUUGAGUUUAAGGACCGGGGUUGUCAUUCAGGACAAGAUAAUCGGUACCGAAACAUGAAGCUCUCUAGAAUUUCUCAGUUUGCGAUCGGUGCAUUGGUGUUGGCUUUUAUUAUUCAUGAAAUCGAUGGUAAUGUGCACGAUUUCGACGGGAACGAUUUGAAUCCGGGCUUCAACGGAUAUGCGAGUCAACGUCAACAGCAACAGCAGCAUCAGCAGCAGCAAUCACAAUCACAACCGUCACAAGGAUCGACCACCGGAGGUCGAGGCUUUGUCGACACGGCCAAAGAUCUGAUCGGAAGUCCGGCUGGUCAGUUGGCAAUGUCGUUCGCCAAGGAAAUGAUCAGUCGAUCUGCCGGAAACAGUCAGGUCCUCAGUUUGAACCUCACAAACUUGCUGAUCCUGUUCCUGCUGAAGGCUCUAAUUUUUGCUGCUGGCCUCAUCGGUGCCGGUAGCUGGGGUGGAUAUGCACGAGGCAGAUCCAUCGAUGAUGGUUCACUAUUCUAUCCGGGUGAAACGUCGCUGAUGGUGGGCUAUCUGGCCGCGGAAGGUUCCGGCCAAGAAGGUUGCCUGCUGCAGUCGGCCUGCCGAUCACCGCACACGGCCAACGAGUACUCGCGGGCUGCCCAGGCUCUCGUCAAAGGGGCUGAAAUUUUUGAUCCGGAAAUACCGAAGAAUGUCAAGUACAACCGCAUGCUGGCCCAGCUGGAACGAUCGAUCUCAGAGGGUCUACAGGGAGCGCCCUGCGAAAUGAUAUAUCCGUGUCAUCUUUAGAGAAAGAACUGUAUCGAAUUUGUACAGACUUUGUGAGAAUGAGAAUACACUUUGACAUAAAUAUGAAGCAG
This is a messenger RNA of Uranotaenia lowii, 879 nucleotides long. RefSeq lists its product as uncharacterized. NCBI's taxonomy places the organism in Eukaryota, Metazoa, Arthropoda, Insecta, Diptera, Culicidae. The coding region runs from base 92 to 808 and encodes 238 amino acids. The transcript is spliced from 3 exons. The record is from RefSeq and is a predicted model, not a curated record.